AUGAGUGACGAAGAUAGAUGCUUUAAAUGCCAGGAAAGAGGGCAUUAUGCAAGAAACUGUCCGAAUCAAGGCGGUGGAAGACGUUUCGGUGGUGCAGAUGGAUGUCACAGUUGUGGACAAUCAGGACAUUUUGCUCGUGAAUGCCCCAAGCAACGUUCGAGCGGCGGUCGUUUCGGACGUGGUACUCGUGGCGGACAAAGUGAAUGUUAUCAGUGCGGUGGCUAUGGACAUUUUGCACGUGAAUGUCCAUCAGAACGUCGCGGUGGAAGCGACGACCCAAAAUGUUAUAAUUGCGGGAAAUUCGGGCAUAUAUCACGUGAUUGUCCCGACACUGGGACGGAUCAAUCCAAACGAUGCUAUAAUUGCCAAGAAAUCGGCCAUAUUAGCCGUGAUUGUCCUCGUCGUGACUGA
Dracunculus medinensis (Guinea worm) is the source of this 411-nucleotide messenger RNA. The record is from the annotation of a GenBank genome assembly. Lineage: Eukaryota; Metazoa; Nematoda; Chromadorea; Rhabditida; Dracunculidae.